Penicillium angulare is the source of this 2862-nucleotide messenger RNA. Its product is annotated as DEAD/DEAH box helicase. NCBI's taxonomy places the organism in Eukaryota, Fungi, Ascomycota, Eurotiomycetes, Eurotiales, Aspergillaceae. Gene Ontology annotation, molecular function: ATP-dependent chromatin remodeler activity; ATP binding; DNA translocase activity. The transcript has 2 exons. Bases 1 to 2862 code for a protein of 953 amino acids. Gene Ontology annotation, cellular component: nucleus. The record is from RefSeq and is a predicted model, not a curated record. Gene Ontology annotation, biological process: reciprocal meiotic recombination; double-strand break repair via homologous recombination.
AUGGUAUUUAAGCCCUUCAAACCUCCUUUGAUAAGGAAGCCUCAAGCAGAAGGUGCUACCGAAGAUCAGGAUUCAUCAACACUCAAGCCCAAUUCCCAGAAGGAGGAGCAGACGUCCACAUCUGGAACAGGAACGACACCAGCACUUGGAGCACGGAAGCCUCUGCUUCAAGUCAGAAACGUGGGGAAAGAUUCCGGGGCGCAGGCCACGCCUGGAUCCCAGCCUAUCAGGUUGGUAGGUGAUGAGAGGUUUUACAAUGUUCUCUGGAGAAAGCCCACCACUAAGAAGAACAAGACCUGGGAUGGCGACGGUAUACUUACAGCCCGUGCGGGGAGUGUCUUAUUGCGAGAUGUUGGUGGAAAAGACAUGGGCCGGGCGGCGUUUGAAUCCGAACUCGAGCCCGGGAAGAUGCUUUAUGUGAGCGGCAAAGAGGUCGAGAUUGAACACGAAAUUCCUCGCAGAGAGUAUCUAGCUGGGAAGAACUUUCUACAAGUUGGGAAACCAACCUCCACCCGGCCGAAGCUCCCAACAAAAUCAUUGGCCAUGCUACAAAGAAAUGGUGAAAGCAACUCCUUAGGUCGCACUGGAUCAUUGAAAAGAGGCUCAUCAGCCAUGGACGGCGAAUCCAAAGAUCACUCCGGGUUUGGUGCCUAUAAGAAGCCUUACGUUGAUGAUAAAAUCAUGCCAAGCAAUCCAGCUAAGAUUGUUCCUCGCCAUGAUCCAAACGCACCAGGAGCUUUGGUUAUGCCACGACCAACAUCCGUUCCCAAUGGAAAGCAUAUCGUCGAUGUAGUUGUUGAUCCACUUUUAACGAAGUCAUUGCGACAACAUCAACGGGAAGGUGUACAGUUUUUGUAUGAAUGCGUCAUGGGAAUGCGGUCGUUUAACGGAGAAGGAGCGAUUUUGGCCGACGACAUGGGACUGGGCAAAACAUUACAAACUAUUGCUUUGUUGUGGACCCUUCUCAAGCAAAACCCGAUCUAUGGGGAUCCUCCCGUGAUCAAGAAGGCCUUGAUCGUCUGUCCAGUCACUCUUAUCAAUAACUGGCGAAAGGAAUUUCGCAAGUGGCUCGGUAACGAGCGUAUAGGCGUAUUCGUCCUUGAUAAUAACCAGAGGCGUCUUACCGAUUUUACUAAAGGGCGAUCCUACAACAUUAUGAUCGUUGGCUAUGAGAAGUUGAGGACCGUUCAAGAAGGCUUGACAAAAGGUGCUGGCGUAGACAUUAUCAUAGCAGACGAAGGUCAUCGACUCAAAACACUGCAAAACAAAAGUGGACAGGCUAUUCAAAACCUGAACGCUGCAAAGAGAGUCAUUCUCUCUGGUACUCCGAUUCAAAACGACCUGAAAGAAUUCUUUGCUGCGGUUGAUCUCGUAAAUCCUGGAAUCCUUGGUACAUUCAAAGGAUUCAUCCGAGAGUUCGAAACGCCCAUUGUGCGUAGCAGACAACCAGAAGCGACAAGAAAGGACAUCGAGAAAGGAGAAUCCCGAAAUGAAGAGCUCCGAGAGCUCACAUCCAAAUUCAUUUUACGACGAACAGCAGAUAUUCUAGCCAAAUAUCUGCCCCCAAAGACAGAAUAUGUCCUCUUCUGCAACCCAACUCGCCCGCAAGCAAACAUCUAUCAGGCUGUCCUCGCAUCACCCAUAUUCCAAUCAGCAAUGGGCAACGCCGAAAGUGCUCUCCAACUCAUCACUAUAUUGAAGAAACUCUGCAACAGCCCCUCGCUCCUAACAGCAAAAAACAACGACAACUCACCCAACGAAACAAUUGCCGCCCUCCUCUCCUCCAUCCCACAGAAUCUCAUGCGCAAUUUCUCCCCUUCCGCAAGCGCAAAAGUCCGAGUCCUCGAUCAAAUCCUCGAUAACAUGCGAAACAACACUACAGAGAAAAUCGUCCUCGUCUCAAAUUACACAUCGACCCUCAAUCUCCUCGCAUCCCUUCUAUCAUCCCUCGGUCUUUCCUUCCUCCGUCUAGACGGAAGCACUCCCGCCCAAAAACGGCAACCCCUCGUCGACGAAUUCAACCGCCAACCCGCAGAUAAAUGCUUUGCCUUCUUACUUUCCGCCAAAGCAGGCGGAACAGGUCUCAACCUUAUCGGCGCAAGUCGGCUCAUUCUUUUCGACGUGGACUGGAAUCCCGCGACAGAUAUGCAAGCUAUGGCUCGUAUCCAUCGCGACGGACAAAAACACCAUUGUCGCAUUUACCGUGUCAUUUUGAAGGGUAGUCUUGAAGAAAAGAUCUGGCAGCGACAGGUUACCAAGCUUGGUCUUGCAGAUAGUGUAAUGGAGCACAAGGAUAGUGUUUCGCAGUUUUCAUCUGCCGAGUUACGAGAUCUCUUCCGUCUUGACGAGGAAAGUAGUUGCCAAACUCAUGACCUGUCAGGCUGUGACUGUGGAGGAAGGGGGUUUACUGCCUCGACCUUCUCAUCGUCUUCAGCUCCUGCAACGCCUAAUCCGAAGGAUGGGAAUGCAAAUGGAGAUGAUGACUCUGAGCUUUCGGAACUAAGUGAUGCCCCCUCUGACGAUGAGGAAGAGGAUGUCAAAUUCCCAAAACUAAUGAAAGCAUCCGAAGUCGACAUGGACGCCCAAGAACGCUCUAUCCACGAAUCUUCGCGAAGAGGCCGGAAACAGAAAGAAUCAAUGCAUCAGUCUUUAGCACAAUAUGCGCACAUUGACCCCUCGCUUCUUUCUAAUGCCGAUGAUGAAGAAGAGAUUGCUUCAGCCGUUGAUGACGAUGUACUCCUUUCUUUAUUGAAAGAUGAAUGUAAUCGGAUCGGGUAUAUUUUCAAAAAGGCCAGCAGGGCUGAAGUUGAAGUUAAAGUUGGAUUGAAGGAAAAUGAUGAGAUUGUUAACUCUGAAAAUUGA